This is a messenger RNA of Syngnathoides biaculeatus (alligator pipefish), 3398 nucleotides long. RefSeq names its product peptide deformylase, mitochondrial (gene pdf). Gene Ontology annotation, molecular function: peptide deformylase activity. Gene Ontology annotation, cellular component: mitochondrion. The record is from RefSeq and is a predicted model, not a curated record. Gene Ontology annotation, biological process: peptidyl-methionine modification; N-terminal protein amino acid modification. NCBI's taxonomy places the organism in Eukaryota, Metazoa, Chordata, Actinopteri, Syngnathiformes, Syngnathidae.
CCUUCCUGAAGAUAGCUGGGAUAGGCUCAGGCACUCCUGCGACCCUUGUGAGGAUAAGGGGCUCCUAUAAUGGAUGGACGAUUCUAAUAUAAAUUUUUAUUUUGAAGGUGGCUUUCACCGCAAGUUGGCGACUUAUUAGCGUAAUGCCAAGAAUUAACAAAAGAAGGGGCAGCUUGCUUCUCGCAGUGUUGUGACAUUGCAGGGGUGAAUCUAUUUCUUCACAUAUCUGUAUGGUCGUGUCACUUCCCUAUAUGUCAAGGAGGCACCCUUCAUCUCUCCUUGCCUUGUGUUGUAUUUCAUCAAAGGAAUUAGGCAUCUUUUCCUGACUUCCUGGGUCUGGCCCCACUAUGGCCCGAUGUUCUUCAGUACUUCAUCUGUCUCACUUGGGUUUGAGACUUUGUGCACCUCUUUCCACUCAUUUUCCAUCAAAUUCACAUAUAUUUGUUGCAAACACUUACUCCACCAACAUCAAGGUACGUUCCUACUUUAAGUACAUUAAGCAAAAGAUUCUAUCUCCUCCCAGUCCUCCGUUCAAUCACGUGUGUCAGGUAGGGGACCCAGUGCUGCGAUCAAGAGCUGUAGCAGUUGACCCUGCAGCUAUUAAAGGGCCUGAGGUCCAGAAGGUAAUAAACACUAUGGUCAAAGUCAUGCGUAAAUUUGAGUGUGUUGUUAGUGCUCCUCAGAUUGGGGUGCCACUUCGAAUCCGCCUAGAGUAUCCUCAGAAGAUGUUGGCUGAGCAUUCAUCUAUAUCUAGGAAAGUUCAUGGACUCACCAUUCAACCACUGAGAAUAUUUGUCAACCCAGAGCUAAGAGUGUUAGAUUGGCAGACAGUGCUUUUUCAAGAGGCCUGUGAGAGCAUCUCUGGCUUUUCUGCUACAGUUCCACGUUACCUAUCUGUGGAAGUAUCUGGUCUGAAUGAAAAAGGAGAAGAUAUAACUUGGCAAAGCAGUGGUUGGCCAGCUCGAAUCAUGCAGCAUGAGAUGGACCACUUGGAUGGGGUACUUUACAUUGACCACAUGGACAGCAAGACCUUCAUCAAUGUCAACUGGCUAACAUACAAUGAAUAAAACAGAGACCCAAUCAAGCAAAAAAGUGUUUUGAGUCUUAUCUCUGAUGUAAACAAAUAUUGGAUACAAGCAUAAAACAAGGGCCUUUUCUCCAAAACGUAACUACUACUCCUUAUUCCUUGGACUGAAGAGUAAGCCUUGAAACGAGUCAUUAUUGAAUUUGGGGGUGGCUCUACAGGGGUGCUCAAUGCAUCGAUCGCCGAAGCAGUUUUGGUCAAUUGCGUGAUGGCGUGCAAAAAAAAAAGAGCCCAUCAUCAAUCUAGUUGCUUGAUUCAGGUGUGGCCAAUACGUCAAUCAUGCGUACAUAAAGGCGCAUUCUAGCAAGCUGGCGUCCUAUAUAUUUAUUAUUAUUAUUUAUUAACUAUUUACCGUCUCUUGCUUUCUCCAGUCACGGUCACCCUAACCCACCCCCAAUGGUAGAUCGUGAGAGGCUGGCAACUUGAAAAGUACAUCUUGGGGUAAAAAUCUAGACCCCAAUGUUCUAUUUUCUUACAAACAUUAGUUUGAUUUUAAACUGCAUUACAGUUUUUGUGUUUUAUUGAGAAAAAAAUAAUGCUUUACAUUUCAUAAAACAAAGAAUGGCUGGAAUGGAAAGAAGAGCUUGCAUUACCCAAUUUAGUACAGUGAAUACUCUGUUCUUGAACAAAUUGGUUUUCGAAUGAAAAUUUCGAGAUGCAUCUGUUUUCGGAUGAAAAUCCAAUGAUCGAAUGCCCCCGAAAAAAAAAAAAACUGAAGUAACAUAACGCGCGCGACCCAACCAGCUGACCCACGACGCGCUUUGUUAUUGUGAAUUGGAUAGCCCCGAAAAAACCUGGAAAUGACACGCGCGGCCCAAACAGCUGACACACGACGCGCUUUAUUGUCUAUAAUGCAGUCUCUGUAUGCAGACAUGUCCCUGUAGCUACACUGUUUACUGUUUUUUUUUAUUAUUAUUAUUACUGUUGAUGACUAUUCACCCCCAAUCAUGGCUCCAAAGAUGUGACACAAGAUAAGUUCUUUGGGAAAAGAACUUCCAUGGGGCAAGUCACUCCCACCGAAGAUAUUUGAUAGUUUUGCAUUGAUUUUUGUUUUUUUCUUGUGAACUUUAAUAAUACACUGUUCCUUUAGCAUUUCUGCAUUCUGUUUCAAAGAUUUUAACUUGAGUUACGAGUUGUUUUUGUUUGUUUCUUUUUGUAAAAACGUUUUUUUUUUUUUUGCUUUUUUUCCCGUCAUUAUUAAAGUUGUCAUUAUUAAAUUGCUUUUUAAAGUUAUUUUGCACUUUUGUUCAUAAAUGUAAAUGUAAUAAAAAAUGUUUACAAGGCUGGGGGCCCAGUCGCUUCAGAUACGGCAAUGCACUCCAAGCCUUGCCUACUCUGCUAAUAAAGAAUACAUUUUAAGCAAAAAAUAAAUACAUUUCUUAAAAUAUUUCAUUAUAUAAAGUAUGUUGUAUAUAUAUGUAGAUAGUAGUUUCUACGAUGCAGUUUAUUAUCAGAAAAAGUGAAAAAAAUUACUUUAAAAGCCUAUUUUUUUAGGCAUGGAACACAUUUCUUUUUCCAUUAAUUGUAUUGGGAAAUAUCGAUUCGGAUUGCGAACAAAUCACUUCUCGAACCACCUUCUGGAACCGAUUGUAACCGAGAACUGAUUGUGGUUGAGAAUUUUAUAUCUGUUUGGCAUAAAAUUAGCUGUCCAGUCUAAUUUAUUUGAGAGCACACAGAGGUGAAGGUGGGAUUGCAUCAGGGAUCAGCUCUGAGCCCCUUCCUGUUUGCUGUGGUAAUGGAUAGGCUGACAGAUGAGGAUAGACUGGAAUCCCCUUGGACCAUGAUCUUCGCAGAUUGAUGUUGUGAUAUGCAGUGAAAGCAGAGAGCAGGUGGAGGAACAAUUAGAAAGAUGGAGGCAUGCACCGGAAAAGAGAGGAAUGACGAUUAGCUGAAGCAAAACGGAAUAUAUAUGCAUGAAUGAGAGGGGUGGAGGGGGAAGAGUCAGGCUACAAGGAGAAGAGAUACCAAGGGUGGACAACUUCAAAUAUUUAGGGUCAACAAUCCAGAGCAAUGGUGAGUGUGGUAAGCAAGUGAAGAAACGGGUCCAAGCAGGUUGGAACAGCUGGCGAAAGGUGUCUGGUGUGUUAUGUGACAGAAGAGUUUCUGCUAGGAUGAAGGAUAACGUUUGUAAAACAGUGGUGAGGCCAGCCAUGAUGUACGGAUUCAAGACUGUGGCACUAAAGAAACAACAGGAAGCAGAACUGGAGGCGGAAGAAAUGAAGAUGUUGAGGUUCUCGCUCAGAGUGAGCAGGUUGGAUAGGAUUAGAAAUGAGCUGAUUAGAGGGACAGCCAAAGUUGGAUGUUUUGGAGACAA